Molecule: messenger RNA, 792 nt
Organism: Colletotrichum aenigma
Lineage: Eukaryota; Fungi; Ascomycota; Sordariomycetes; Glomerellales; Glomerellaceae
Exons: 2
Coding region: 1-792 (263 amino acids)
Source: RefSeq, a predicted model, not a curated record
AUGCGCUUCUCAGUCUUCACCGUUCUCCUUGCCGGCGCUGCCGCUCAACGCUCCACGAAGCCUACGGCUGCCAAUGGAGUCUACACCAUUGACGGCGCGACCUACAAGAACAGGGCCUACUUCGACUUCAGUGCUCUGAAGGACAACACCUCAGUUCCCAAGGGUCUCAUUGUCAGUGGCUACAAGGUCGCCAACACUCACAAGUACGACACGACCAACACCUACAUCCAGGGUGGCUACCUCAACUUGAGAGUCAACGGCGGUCAGAAAGUGAAGCCCUACAAGUGCGCCGAAGUCGUCACCUCGGUCCAGAACAUCAAGUACGCUUCUGUCCGAACUGUUGGUGUCCUUGCUGAGGCCCCUGGAGUUUGCAAUGGAAUGUUCUUCUACAAGAACGACAACCAGGAGAGCGACAUUGAGUGGCUCUCCGACUCCGCAACCCAGAGCAACACCGGCCGCGGCUCUACCCGCAAGAUCUGGUUCGCCAACCAGGACAACGACGGCGAUGGCCAGAAGACCUGGACCGCAGUCGGAGCCCCGGCCAACCCCACCACCACCGAGCACGAGUACCGCAUCGACUGGGUCGCCGCUGCCGGUGGACAGCCCGCCAUGGUCAAGUUCUUCAUUGACGGUGUCGAGUCCUGGCGCACCAGCAAGGAUGUCCCCACCGUUGCCGGACCUUGGGUCUUCAACAACUGGGCCAACGGCGACAAGGGCUGGAGCUGUGGACCCCCUGCCGUCGACGCCAUCUUCAAGAUCAAGGAGAUCGACAUCUACUACAACACCGCCUAA